AAGGUAUAGUGGAGUGUAGCCAAGCAAACGUCCAUUGACUAAAAAUGUGUGAUGAUUUUGAUGAUUCCGGUGAUGAAAGUAUCGUGAAUGCGCUGUUUUGGACAAAAACUACGAAUUCAGUUAAAAAUGAUGGUUAUAGAAAUGGCCUGGAAGCUGGCCAAGAGGGGAGUCUACAGGCAGGCUUCAAUUUUGGAUUCUCGCUCGGAGCUACACAAUUGUUCAAGUUGGCCCAACUCAGGGGCAAAAUUAGUGGCAAGCUGGCAUAUAGUGUUAUGAAGCCUGGCUACAUCUCUACAGAGCAAAAGGAACAGUUGGAGGCCCUCCUUGGUGAUGUUGUUCAGCAGGAAAUGGACCAGAUGGAGUUUUCAAAGGACAGAUUGAUACCAGAGCUAUUGGAACAGGCUGUUUGCCUGAACUCAUUGGCAGAAUGCAGAGAUGCAAGUACAUUACUUAACAAAUCAGAACAAGAGUCAAAGACUCAGGAUAUUUUAGAUGGAACAGAAGUAGAUUCAAAGACUAAGAAUAUUUUAGGUGGAAUGGAACUAGAGUCAAAGUCAAAGAAUAUUUUAGAUGGAACGGAACUAGAGUCAAUGAUAGAAGAUGUUUUAGACCAUAAGGAAUUAUUAUCUUCUGAAAGUAAAGGUUGUGGGGACAAUGAAGACAUGGGAUCACCUAGCGGAUGUCGUUGUCAGAGUUCUGGUGGAAAAAAUAAACCCUCUUGUCAAGAUGGUCUAACAAAAUGUGAUAAAGAUGACAACUGUUGUCAGAAAAUCACAAAAGAUGUUGUAGACAUUUUGAACUUUUCUGAGAAGGGAAAUGUGGACACAAAAAUUAGUGGAGACACAAGCAGUUCCACACAUGGUGUUGAGGAUAAAUUGAAGGAAAUGCAAGACUGUUUUGAUAAAAUUAUGUCUUAGGUAUACUUUUUGAUAACAUGAUUCUGAAAUAAAAAAGAAAGAAGUCAAGUGUUUUUUUUUAGUUUGAAUAAAAAAUACCAACAUGGU
Messenger RNA from Mya arenaria, 1004 nucleotides. RefSeq lists its product as uncharacterized. NCBI's taxonomy places the organism in Eukaryota, Metazoa, Mollusca, Bivalvia, Myida, Myidae. The transcript has 3 exons. The record is from RefSeq and is a predicted model, not a curated record. Bases 45 to 917 code for a protein of 290 amino acids.